AUGGCCGUGUUCUGGGAGGGAUGGCUGAGUGACCGAGAGACGGCCCAGGGGAGGGAGGCCCAAGGGGCGCUGGCGUCGAGAGGCCUGAGCGGCAGCGGGGGCCAGGAAGCGGAAGCAUGGUGCCUCCACACCGCACCCUGGGCUGGCCAGGGGGCCCUGGCGUGGGGCGGGAGCCAGGCUGAGAUGCGGAGUCAGGCCAAGGGCUGGAGGGAGAUCAGAGCUGCUGCCGUGCACAUGCUCCUGGUGGCUGGGACUGCAGAGCGGAGCAGACAGCGGACCCAGACCGCACCCGUGCUGCCCAUGUGUAGGGCUGAGCAGCCUGGACAGGGUGGGGCCAGCACUGGUGUCCCUGCGGCAGUUCGGGCCAGCCAAAGCGUUCCCAGGCCGAAGGAGGAGCAGCCCGGGGCCUCCUUGAAGCAGCUGGUAUUCGGCAGGGAUGACACCGCUCCCGGGGUGUGGAGCGUCUUGCUGGAGCGGGGUGGACGGAGCUGGACGGAGGCCGGAACCUGUCCCUGGAGGGCUGCCUCCUUCCUGAGGGAACAUGUUGGCAUUAGGCCCUGGCAGCGGCUGAGCCACCACCCAGGGGCCCACCUGGCCAAGCACUUGGAGCCCAUGAAGAGCUGGACGACGCCCUCUUUUGUGGCCAAGUUCUGUAAAGAGAAGCUGACGCUGGGCACCAAGCAGAGCUAUUGGAUUUGCAAGCUGGCAGAAUUGUCCCAUGCCGGCAUAGUCCUGUUCAGUGACGCUAGAGACCCCAUCUUUAACGAUACAUACAUAGUUCAGAAAUAUACGCAACCUCCGCUCAUAGGCAGGUGCCAGCACGACCUUCCCAUCUGCAUCUACGUCACCAGCGUUAAGCCUUCCACCACUUACCCUCAGGGAGGCCUGGCGCUGUUGGCUAUGGAAAAGCUUCAUCUCAGUAACGUGCAGGACUAUUACUCUCAUCUGACCAACAGCAGCAUCCAUCCACGGGGCCCCUCCUGGAAGAAAUCAACGAAGUGGCGGACCACGGACGCAACUGAGGGCAGCGACCAGCGGCCCGAGGGCUUCCUCGUGCCCACAAGAGACUCCUCUGAGGUCAACCGCGGGGCGGCGGGACCAGGGAGGCCUCACGCACCUCCCCAGCCUCCAGCCGGGCCCCAGACGCCCGGCAACGUUGCCCUCAUUUUACCUUUCAAUGAAGUGACUUUUGGGGCUUCCAGGAAUGGAUUAUGUGUCAAACGAAUAAUCCAAGAGUUCCAAAACAGAAUGGAUAACAACAUUGCCAAGUGGCCCAAAGUAAAAACAACACAAGAUGAGGUGGGGUUUUGA
This is a messenger RNA of Dipodomys ordii (Ord's kangaroo rat), 1311 nucleotides long. RefSeq names its product tubulin tyrosine ligase-like family member 2 (gene Ttll2). Gene Ontology annotation, cellular component: cilium. NCBI's taxonomy places the organism in Eukaryota, Metazoa, Chordata, Mammalia, Rodentia, Heteromyidae. Gene Ontology annotation, molecular function: tubulin binding; tubulin-glutamic acid ligase activity. The record is from RefSeq and is a predicted model, not a curated record. Gene Ontology annotation, biological process: microtubule cytoskeleton organization; protein polyglutamylation.